AAUCUUGCUAUGUAAUCGGAGCUUUUAUUGUGAAGUUGUGACCUCUUAACCAAUCAGAUUCUACAGUUACAUGUUUUCCUCUUGAAACCGGAAGUUCAUUGCAUAAAACACGAACAAGUGCAACACCCUGAAGGAGGACCGCGCGCGCUUAUUUCCAGCUCGGAAACCAGAGUGAUCAAAAAAAGCAAGAUCUUCUCCUGAGAAAUAAACAGACCAGUCAUGCUCAAAGCUGUGGGACAAGUUUUAUUCUCGUCUGGACUGCAGAAUCCCAAAUUUACAGCAGGAGAGAAAAAGGCACAGGACUAUGAGAUCCGCACCUACCAUCCUGCAAAGUGGGUGAGCACCACCCUGAGUGGGAUGCAGGGGGAAGAACACCUCAAAACCGGCUUCCGGAGGCUCUUCAACUACAUUCAGGGCAACAAUAAAAACAAGAUAAAGGUGGAUAUGACGGCCCCCGUGACCUGCCAUGUGGUGCCCGGCGCCGGCCCGGCGUGCGAGUCUCAGUUCACCAUCUCCUUCUACCUGCCAGAGGAGCAUCAGGCCAGCCCCCCCGAACCCAGCGAGGCCGGGGUGUUUGUGGAGGACAGAAAGGAGAUCACCGUCUACGUCAGGACUUAUGGCGGUUUCUCUAAUGAAAACAUGAAGCGGGAAGAACUGCUGAAACUUCUGGAGAGCUUAAAGCGGGAUGGCGUCGAAUUUGUCGACAAUCCGUACUACACAGCUGGCUACGACAGCCCCUUUAAACUGACCAACCGCAGGAACGAGGUGUGGGUCCUCAAGAACGCAGAGAACCAAUAGAGAGAAUUCUUUCCUCUUCAACCGUGUGCAGCUAACAUUUAUAUUAAUUGAAGGAAAGGGUGUGACCGCUUUUAGAUUCCAGCAUUUUUUUUAAUAUAAAAACGUUCCAGGAAUUGCUUUGAAAACUGUGCUUUGAAUAAAUGAGUUAAAUAAAAAGGGAACAUAUAGGUGCAAUGUGGUGGGACAUCCACUAGAGGGAGACAAAUAGUCAGAAAGCAUUUCUCUCACAAAGUGCCUUUUAUUUUUACCUAAAUAUUGAAGUGCACUAACUUUAAAGGUUCAUUCAGACAUUAGAACACCAACUGACUGAAAGAUGGAUCAAAAAUACUUAAAAUAAAUACAAUAAUUGUUUA
Oryzias melastigma (Indian medaka) is the source of this 1151-nucleotide messenger RNA. It is a transcript of the gene hebp2, whose product is annotated as heme binding protein 2. Lineage: Eukaryota; Metazoa; Chordata; Actinopteri; Beloniformes; Adrianichthyidae. The transcript is spliced from 5 exons. Bases 220 to 798 code for a protein of 192 amino acids. Gene Ontology annotation, cellular component: cytoplasm. The record is from RefSeq and is a predicted model, not a curated record.